Messenger RNA from Anopheles darlingi, 2013 nucleotides. RefSeq names its product zinc finger protein 27. The record is from RefSeq and is a predicted model, not a curated record. Bases 110 to 1978 code for a protein of 622 amino acids. Gene Ontology annotation, biological process: regulation of transcription by RNA polymerase II. NCBI's taxonomy places the organism in Eukaryota, Metazoa, Arthropoda, Insecta, Diptera, Culicidae. Gene Ontology annotation, molecular function: DNA-binding transcription factor activity, RNA polymerase II-specific; RNA polymerase II cis-regulatory region sequence-specific DNA binding. Gene Ontology annotation, cellular component: nucleus. The transcript has 3 exons.
AGUUUUUCCUAAACAAGAUAUCGUGGAAUCCAUACAUCGGUUUACUAAGAGUAGUGUAGCCGUCUAGCAUCCUUGCUGUCCCCCCUUCCCUGCCGUCCGAGUGAUAAGGAUGUGUACCAAAAGUUUAUCGUGCAUUCUGUGUGGACAACCCAACUUUCCCAAUGUUGAUGCGCUACGAGUUAGUCUACUGAAAGUGACGGCACGUCCUUUGAAGUGUCCUAUCUGUGGUGAUGAGCUACUCGGUUUGGAUAAGCUCACCAUACAUCUCUUCGGACACUCGCUGCUAGAGGAUCCGAAUGAAUCGUCCGAUCGAAACGCGCAGAAAGAAGAAACCAUGCCGAUAGCAGAAUCAGGGAAAAGUACUCGUAAAUUACGCAAAAAGAGUUUACAAACAGACAAUGCGUGCCGUGCAUCAUCCUAUGAGAGUGACUUUCAGAUGCUCAAAAUGUCAUCAGACGCUGAAAAUAGUUUGGGUCCGUCGAAAAUUCGUUGUUCCGACUGUGACGUCGAGUUCCGCAAUGAAACGUUGCUCAAGAUGCAUCGCGAGGUAUUCCACAACGGUACCACAGAUUCACAGGCUCCGCCGCCAAAAGGGUUGACCGGACAGCAGCAGCAGCAGCAGUUUUAUUGUCAUAUCUGCCCCAAACGGUUUAAAAUGAAGGGAUCGCUCAAGAUCCAUAUGCGCGUGGUGCACGAGGAAGGCUCAAAGAAGCUUUGUCUGACCCAGAAUCGUACUACGACCGUUGCAACAUCCUUGGUUGCUACAGCGUCAGGACCUUCCUCGAUGAUAGCGGGUGAAACGGAUGGAUGUCCCACGAUGGCGUCCAUCCAACCGCAACAACCAACGCAACCGAGCAUAAACUUUUUUCAACUUCCGACUAGCACCAUAAAUAAUCUUCCGGAAUCCCAUCUGAUUCAAAUCAUCGAUCCACGACAGUUGGCCCAGGUUGUCUAUCUUACUCCAACCAUAACUGAUCAAACUCUCUGCGAGGAUCCACCCAAUUCCGUUGCACAAGUUCAACCUGGGUCGGAUGCUGCGCCAUCAGGACGACCGAUAAGGGGCGAAAGUAUUUCUUUACCAUCGUCACCACAACAGCACACCCAUGAUUCAAAUCCGAAGCAGUGGGAAUGUGAUGUCUGCCAUAAAUCCUUCACAACCAAAUACUUUCUUAAGAAACACAAUCGUUUGCAUACCGGAGAAAUGCCUUACACAUGUGGAAUCUGCAACAAGUCCUUCACGUUCCAGCAAUCCUAUCACAAACACCUUCUGUACCAUAGCGAUGAGAAGCCUCAUGCCUGCACCGUGUGUGGCCGUGCCUUCAAGGAAUUAUCAACUUUGCACAACCACGAAAGAAUACAUUCCGGAGAGAAGCCUUUCGCUUGUGAAACUUGCGGAAAACGCUUUCGCCAGCGGGUUUCUUGUCUUAUUCAUCAAAGAAUACAUAGUGGUAUCAUGCCUUAUUACUGUACCGGAUGUGAUAAACGGUUUCGCUAUAAAGUCUCUCAACGCACGCACAAAUGUGUAAAUCCGCCAGGGACAGUCGUUCGGAAAACGGGUGAAUUGCUCCAGAAACUACUUCAAUCAUCGUCCAUCCCCUUGCCGGCAGAUACCUCAGCAACACCACAACAGCAAGGAGAAACGGUAUUCGCGAAUCCUUCCGAUCCGUUCUGCGCCACGGGACAGGACCAGAUGGCAGAGGAUGCCAGGCAAACGGCGGAAUAUGUAAACCGAACACUGGAUGAGCUAGUCAAAGGAACGUACAAUAAGCUAGAUGUUAGUCCAACCACACUGUUCGAGCAACAGCAGCAGCCACAGAUUUACGGGGACCUGCAAUCGACUCGUCUGCAACAGCAACCAUCUGUUUCGACCGAAAGCAACUUCCCGCGAAUCGAAAAUUUGUGUCUUCUCUCGCCGAAUGCCUUCGAUGGUGGGCAGCUUGAAGAUUUGGAAGGUUUGAAGCUAGAUAAUGGGUGGUAAGAGUAAGGGCACAUGCUGAAUAACAAGUAUUUUCU